AUGUAUGUACGAGUUAAUGGUUUAAAAGUUGGGUAUAGUUGGCGGUGGCGAGUUUCUGAGGGUAUUUGUGGGAUAUGUCAGCAGGCUUUUGAGCAAAUGUGUCCGGAAUGUGUGCAUCCUUUGGAUUGUGUUCCGGCUUUAGGCGAGUGUAAGCACUACUACCACCAGCACUGUAUUCAGAAAUGGCAGACAAGUAGUAGUUUAUGCCCGAUUUGUCGUGCCGAAUGGGCAGAAGUAUCUGGGUUAUAA
This is a messenger RNA of Nematocida homosporus, 249 nucleotides long. RefSeq names its product anaphase-promoting complex subunit 11. The transcript has a single exon. Gene Ontology annotation, biological process: positive regulation of mitotic metaphase/anaphase transition; anaphase-promoting complex-dependent catabolic process; protein ubiquitination. NCBI's taxonomy places the organism in Eukaryota, Fungi, Microsporidia. Gene Ontology annotation, molecular function: ubiquitin protein ligase activity; zinc ion binding; cullin family protein binding. The record is from RefSeq and is a predicted model, not a curated record. Bases 1 to 249 code for a protein of 82 amino acids. Gene Ontology annotation, cellular component: nucleus; anaphase-promoting complex.